This is a messenger RNA of Caenorhabditis elegans, 1336 nucleotides long. RefSeq names its product ACid Phosphatase family (gene acp-2). Bases 18 to 1244 code for a protein of 408 amino acids. The transcript is spliced from 9 exons. The record is from RefSeq and is marked reviewed. Lineage: Eukaryota; Metazoa; Nematoda; Chromadorea; Rhabditida; Rhabditidae.
AAGUGAGAAAUCAAAAGAUGAAGAUUUCAUGGUUUUUGUUCAUUUGUUUGAUUGUUCAAUUCGCCAUCGCACUUUCUGAAAACCCCAAACGGAUUUACACACAAGUGCUAUUUCGUCAUGGAGCCCGUGCCCCAUCAAAUAGUCUCAGCGAUCCUGCUUAUCUUGCAAACUUUCCAAGAGGUCUAGGAGAAUUGACUGAUAGAGGCUUCGAAAAUUCAUUUCGAUUGGGACGAUUCUUAAAAACUCGAUAUGUAGACUCGAAAUUUGUUGAUGGAAAUUUGAAGCCACGUCAGAUGUAUUGGAGAUCCGUAAACAAAAAUCGAUGUCUAAGCUCAGCGUCAACCGUUGGUGCGGCUAUGUUCGAAGAUCCAUCUAGGCAUUUAUAUGUUCCUGUUCUUACAGAGGAGAUCGGAGAAAAUCUACUAAACUACGACCAAGCUAACUGUCCCCGAGAGUUAGAGCUGAUCAAAGAGAAAUGCCCAGAUUUUGGUGGAAGUUUUCAUCCGUGGACGAUUUACGAGGAAUUCAUUGCCAACUGUCUUAAAUAUACUCACCCAGUUUUCAAGCAAUACCCUUUUCACACCAUUGAAGCUCAUAUCAAUGAGUACAAAAAUGGAAUUCCUCUUCCACCACUCAUCGCUCAACAUAUAAACGAAAUCAUGGGUAUUUAUGUGAAUGUGACCCAGUUUAUCACAGGAACUGGUAAUCAUCAUGACCCGCGAAUGAUGAAGGUCAAAUUUGGAAAUCUUAUGAACACGUUGCUAACGGACAUUAAAAAUAAGAUAUACAUGGAUAAAGAAGAGAAACACAAGAGUGAUGGAAGAGUAUCCAGAAGGGAGAAGUUGGCAGUGUACUCUACGCAAGACUGGAUUCUAAUGGGAGUGCUCGAUUCAUUGAAUGUGUUGGAACAAACUGUUGGACUCGACAAAUAUCCCGAAUACAACUCAAUGAUCAUAUUUGAAACGUGGAAGGAUAAUGGAAAAUAUUUUGUGAAAGUUUUCUAUAAAAAAGAAGAGAUCACUGCCGAGGAUCAUGAGCUAAUAGAUGUCACCAAAUUUGUGAGAAACUGUAAAAGAGAACGAUGUUUGGCACAGGAUUUCCUCGACUGCUGCGAUGAUUAUCGAAACAAAGGUGAAGCUGAGAGUUGUGAAGCAUCUGAUUUAAAGAUUCGAACCACGAGAAGCUCUCCACCUAAUAAUAUUAGAAGAGAUCUUCAUGUAUCGGAAUUCUCUGGUCCAGAAUAAUCAAUUAGUUGAUACUGUUUCUUUCUGUAAAUACAUGCGAAUGAAGUGAAUCGAUUGAUAUUUAUAUUCCAUUUAAAUGAAGGUUCCGCGUG